Molecule: messenger RNA, 281 nt
Organism: Rosa chinensis
Lineage: Eukaryota; Viridiplantae; Streptophyta; Magnoliopsida; Rosales; Rosaceae
Product: patatin-like protein 3
Exons: 2
Coding region: 28-258 (76 amino acids)
Molecular function (GO): glycerophospholipase activity; monoacylglycerol lipase activity
Source: RefSeq, a predicted model, not a curated record
GACCAAUUGAGCACCGACUUGAAUUCUAUGGAUAAUGCUACGCCCGAAAACUUGAAAAAACUUGUAAAAGUGGGAGAGGCACUGUUAAAGAAACAAGCUUCAAAGUUGAAUAUAGCUACCGGCCUCCAUGAGCCUGAUGAACGUCAUAUUACUAAUGAAGAGGCUCUCAGAAGGGUAGCGGCAGUUCUCUCCAAAGAGAAGAAGGAACGUGCAAUCAGAUCAGCAGCACCACAAGCAAACCCAGCAUCUGCCAGCUGAUCGAUAAGCUUGAUACUCGAUCU